AUGAACAUUGUCGCCAAGACCACGCUGGAUCUCAUCACCGUUCGGAGCACCCUGCCAGCGGUGCCCUUCCCGCCUCCAGGGCGUUGGCCGAUCUUCAGGACCGCCCGUCUCCUCAUCCGCCCAUACGCAGCCGACGACCUCGAGGCCCUGCACGCGCUGCGAGCGCAAAACGAGGUGAUGCAGUGGACGUCGGCGGGAACGCCGGACGCGACGCUCGACCGCACGCGGGAGAUGCUGGCCAAGAAGCUCGACGACGACAUCAACUACGGCUGCGUCAUCUGCCUCGCCUCGACGGGUGAAGUCAUCGGCUCCGGCGGCGUCGGACCGCGCACGGGCGAGCUCGGCUGGCCCAACAUGGGCUACAUUCUGCGAAAGGAGUUUUGGGGCCGCGGCUACGCGACCGAGUUCACGAGGUGCCUCCUCGACGUCUGGUGGGCGCUUCCGAGGGCCGAAGUCGUCGUCGCCGUCGACAGGAGCACCGUCGCCGGCAGCGUAGCCCACGGGGAUGUCGUGGCCGAAAGCUUGGUCGCCAUCACGAUCGGCGAGAACGAGGCAAGUCGGCAUGUGCUGGAGAAGGUGGGCAUGACGCUCGUCAAGAUAUGGGAGGAGACGGACCGCCGAGACGCCACCCGGCUCGUCGAUCUGUACGGCUACACGGGGCAGACGCCCGAGAGAAACGGCGUGCAAGUGGAUCUGUCGAGCUCGUCGCCCGUGCCGGGGUCGAUGAUUGUUGUGCUGCGGACGGCUCAUCUGCGACCGCGAGGGUCCCGUCACCGAUCGGUCGAUCGACUUGAUUUGGGUCAGAGCCGCAUUAUCCUUGGGCUAGAACGGGGUUCCCAGGCCACCGAGGCUGACGUCGCGCCGCUCGGGGUAAGCACGGAUGCGAAUCGUACGGGUCUGGGGCCGUGGUCAUUGGGGAGGGGCGCGCCGGUGACGGAUGCCGCUGCGCUUGACCUGGCCGAUACGGAGACGAGGGAGAAUACCUGCGUGUUUGCUAUCAGCUGA
This is a messenger RNA of Drechmeria coniospora, 1005 nucleotides long. RefSeq lists its product as uncharacterized. The transcript is spliced from 2 exons. Gene Ontology annotation, molecular function: acyltransferase activity, transferring groups other than amino-acyl groups. The record is from RefSeq and is a predicted model, not a curated record. Lineage: Eukaryota; Fungi; Ascomycota; Sordariomycetes; Hypocreales; Ophiocordycipitaceae. The coding region runs from base 1 to 1005 and encodes 334 amino acids.